GAAAUCUCACGCGUCAACGACAACGACAACGACAUCUCCAUCCUCACUUUCCCUCCCACCGAGCCAUCACCAACAUUGCCAACUUGCCCAACGGCACGAUGGGCGAGCGCCUCGAAAUCGCAGCUCAAAAAGCAACCAUUCAAGACAUCCUCUGCCUCCCUCCCAAAUGGCUCUCUCUGUACUCAAACUUCAUAACGAAAAACCAAUCCUCGGUCACCUCAAUAGAAUCCGCUCUCCGUUCCCUAACGUACAUAAUACCCGGCCGCUUUCGCGAUGCAGAAUUAGCAUCUGAAUCUCUGCACUCCUCCAUCCAACUUCUCUCCUUAUACCACGACACCUUACUUCUCAGAGCGAUGUCAAAACUACCUGGUGCACCAGCACAGCAAAGUCCACACAAUAGAUACACGAAGUUCUGGAUCCAAAAAUCGAACUUCUACCGUCGGGUAGCGAUGACAUUAAGUGUCGUGCAAUACACCGAGCUGUUAUGGGAGAUGAUGGCUAAGCGCAAGGGUGAGAAGGUGCGCUGGCGCAUCGCCAUUGUUCUCGAGAUCGUCAAAGCAGUGUGCCGACUUUUGCUUAUGCGGAUCACGAAUUCUCGACCGUUGGUAUCACCGCCCUUGCCGGAGAGAGAGGUGAUCCCUGAGGAGGCAGUCGAGGAGGAGGAAGAGGAAGAUGGGUUUAGAGAUGAGGGAUUCCAUGAGGAGAGGGAGAGGCCAGUUAAGGAGAAGGAGUACAAGAUGAAGAGGACGGGGAUGAGUUUACCGGUACUACCGAACCCGAGCGAUAUCUCGACUUAUCUGCUGUCGAAAGUUCUUACUGCAGAUGACAUCAAAGCCGCGCCUUCCCUUCUCAAUUCUACCAGAGGCUCAGCACAGCUUGCUGAAAUCCUGUAUAUUUUACAGCCGGUAAUCUACGCGGUGGCAUUGUCUCGCAGCAAAGACAAGCGCAACUGGCAGCCCUGGUUACUAGGUCUCAGCAUUGAGUAUGCGGCGAGGCAGUUGAGAAAAGAUGGCUUGAGGACGACGAGUCUUGAGAGGGAGCAAUGGGCCAAGCGAGGGUGGGCGAUGGGAUGGUGGGCUAUGAGAGGCGCGUUUUAUGAGAACGUGACGAAGGGAUUUCUGCAUAAGACUUCGGACAGGUUACCUUCGUUGAUCUCGGGCGUCUUGGAUGAUUACUUAUAUCUUUGGGAUGGUUAUUACUUCAGUACUAGUUCUAAUUGAUAGAGAUAGAGGACAAAGAAUGCCACCAGCAGUAUAAAUCUGUUUGAUUUCACUUGGCUGCAGAGCUUGUUAAUUACACUCUAAGUACAACGCAAACCCCGAGAGCUGAAGAAAGG
Hyaloscypha bicolor E is the source of this 1336-nucleotide messenger RNA. RefSeq names its product peroxisomal membrane protein. The transcript has a single exon. Gene Ontology annotation, cellular component: peroxisomal membrane. Bases 99 to 1220 code for a protein of 373 amino acids. The record is from RefSeq and is a predicted model, not a curated record. NCBI's taxonomy places the organism in Eukaryota, Fungi, Ascomycota, Leotiomycetes, Helotiales, Hyaloscyphaceae. Gene Ontology annotation, biological process: peroxisome organization.